Messenger RNA from Contarinia nasturtii (swede midge), 4202 nucleotides. It is a transcript of the gene mus301, whose product is annotated as helicase POLQ-like. Bases 495 to 4052 code for a protein of 1185 amino acids. The transcript is spliced from 14 exons. Lineage: Eukaryota; Metazoa; Arthropoda; Insecta; Diptera; Cecidomyiidae. Gene Ontology annotation, molecular function: nucleic acid binding; ATP binding. The record is from RefSeq and is a predicted model, not a curated record.
UAUUGAGUGUGGUGAGUUGUUGGAAUGACAUUUGACACUUGUAUUCAAGUUUGCCGCUGUCUUUGUUGCAGUAUGUUUUAAUAAAAUUCAAUCCAAAAAAAGAUAUUCACAACAUCGGGACAAUGAACAAAAGAGUUGCUAAAUACAAUCGCACAAAUUUAACAGAAUUUUGAUGAAAGAUAAAUCUCCAUCUAUGUCAGUCGAAACAUCGAUUUAUCAAAUACAGAUCGCAGUUAAAUACGUUGAAUAUAUUUCACAUAAAAUAGUAGAAAAAUCAACAAUAAAAUUCAAAAGAAUAAAAAAACUUAAUUUUAACGCACAUUCCAGAUGUAGUUUUGACAUCACACAAUUCCAUUCAAUAUCAAUAACAUUGCGAGUGUAUUUGAAUCCAAUUGGAAUAGAGCAGAGUGGAAAAAUGUUGAAUUUAAGUGUGUGCAAUGUUCUUUAGAUAAAUUGUUAAAAAUAGAUGUGAUCUCAGUGUAUAUUCCUGCAAAAUGGAGUUUAAGAAGCCGAAAACUCUGAAGCGAUACAGUGAUGAAGGCCCGAAUUCACCGUUGAAUAGAAAAAAGUGCAAAUUACUGUCAACGACAAUCGCAACACCGGAACCACGCAAAAAGGAAACCGAUCCUUUCGACGAUAAUUUUUCGCAAUUUUUUCGGUCACAAUUCAUUCGACAAAUUUCUGAUGCCGAAACGUCGAUUAUUCAAAAAUCAAAAGGCACUCACAAUACGUCUAUGAGUGAUUAUAAUUUCACACAAAUUGAUGGAUUGUCGCAAUUUUUGGAUGAAACUCAAUUCGAAAGAUCAAUUACAUCCGGUCAAAGAUGCAUAACGGAUGAAUCCAGUGUCAUCGAUAUAAAUGAACCAAAUAAUGAAUUCGAAACGGACAAAAAUGAAAAUUGGCAAUUCACAUCACAGUUCGAAAAAGAACCACUUGAUGGUGAAGAAAAUGAGCCAAUCGAAUACAAAGAAGAUUUCGUAGAGGAACGGGAUCAUGGUGACAAUGGCGAUAAAGAUCCGGAUUCCAUUGAUUUUAUGAUACAAUCUAGUCAAGCAUUUCUGAAAGAACUGUCAGUGUUGCAAACGAACAUCAGUUCAAUUUGCAAUGACACAAUAAAUGCGAGCAAAUUUGAUACGCAAGACUUUUUGAAUCCGGACCAAUGCCAAUUCGAAGUGUUCAAAAGUCAUGUAACCGAAUCACAGUACAUGCAUCGCAAACGACCGAACGAACAAUCGAUUUCUGAGAUUAUACCCAGAGCUACAGACAAGAAAGUUUUUCUCGGCCCAUCGACAGAGCUAAAUACAGAGACGAUCGAAGAUCAAUUGUUAGCCGAAAUGGUACUCACUACACAAGCGCUGGCUAAAAGCACAGAAUUACUCGAAGAUCAAUUACUGGAGGGAAUCAAUGAGAAUGAUUUUUUGGACGAUUCGGAGCAACUAAAUGAAUGCAUUGACCCGGAUUCAAGUGCGUUGAACAUUUUUUCCGAUGAAGAUGACAAAGAAAAUCAUCAAAAUGCAACGAAACACAACGAAUCAAUCGGUUCCAAAAGAGUUUCACACAACACAGUUACAACGAUUAAUCGAUCAGAAACGCUGCCAGUCACCGCUGCCAAAUACUGUUCAAUGGGUCCUUUUUUUGGGUUGCCGUUGAAAGUAAAGAAGCUAAUCAGAAAUUUCAAAAACAUUGACGAUUUAUAUGAUUGGCAAAAGGAAUGCCUUCAAUUGCCUGCCAUUGAACAGAAGAAGAAUCUUAUCUACGCCCUGCCAACAUCCGGCGGAAAAACAUUGGUGUCGGAAAUUUUGAUAUUUCGCGAAAUUUUGUGUCGCCAAAAGAGUUGCAUAUUCAUUCUGCCAUAUGUUUCGAUUGUUCAAGAGAAGGUAUGGUCAUUGUCACCAUUUGCAUUGGAAUUAGGAUUUCUGAUUGAAGAAUACGCAGCCGGCAAAGGAACUGUACCGCCACGUAAACGACGCAAGAAGAAAUCAGUGUAUAUUGCAACGAUUGAAAAAGCGCUCGUCAUGUUCGACAGUCUAAUUGAAGCAGGCCGAGUUGAUGAAAUUGGACUUGUGAUUAUCGAUGAGUUGCAUAUAAUUGGAGAAUCGGGCAGAGGUGCCACUUUGGAGGCUCUACUCACAAAAAUUCAAUAUGUCAAGGCUGGCAUACAAAUUGUGGGAAUGAGUGCGACCAUCGGAAAUCUACCCGAAUUGGCUGAAUUUUUGGAUGCUGAUGUCUACCAAAAGGACUUUCGACCGGUUGAGUUGCGUGAAUACAUUAAAUGCGGAUCGGAUUUGGUUGAACUGAAAAAAGAUGCCGAUUGCAUUCAAAAUGCAUUUGUACCGGAGAGAACGAUCUCAUUCAAUUACAAAGCAGAUGCAUUGAAAAAAGAUCCAGAUCAUGUUGCCGGCUUGGUGAGUGAAGUGAUACCAACCAAGUCAUGUUUAAUCUUUUGCUCGACGAAGAAAAACUGUGAAAGUCUCACCAAACUACUGUGUACCAUGCUCCCGAAAAAGUUCACCGAACACAAAAUUGCCGAACGAGAAAAUUUGAUAAAAGCGAUUGAAAAUGAUAUGGGCAGUGUAAUAUGUCCAAUUCUUGGCCGCAGCAUCAUGUGUGGCAUUGCCUAUCAUCAUUCUGGCUUGACCACCGACGAACGUCGUCACUUGGAGGAGGCAUUUCGGUGUGGUGUUUUAUGCGUAAUUUGCUGCACAUCUACACUGGCGGCGGGUGUGAAUUUGCCGGCCAAACGCGUCAUCAUUCGAUCGCCCUAUGUGGGGAGAGAGUUUAUUACCCUCAGCAAAUACAAACAGAUGGUAGGUCGUGCUGGUCGAGCCGGAUUUGGUGAGAGUGGUGAAAGCAUUUUAUUAUGUAAUUACAAGGAUAACCAAAGAGUUUGUGAGCUGUUAUGCUCACCAAUGGAUGAGGUAAUUAGUCAAAUGCCAAAUAGUGAUUCACGAGCAUUGGAAGCGAUGAUUCUAAGUGCAAUUGGACUAAAUAUCGCAACAACUCAAGCCGAAUUGCAAAAACUUGUCGCUCGUACUAUGUUUAGUAUUCAAUCGAAUCGGUUCGAUGACAAAGACGCGAAAACUCUGACAAAUAGCAUUAUUGUAAAACUCAUCCGAUCAAAAGCAGUCACAACCGACUCAAAUACCAAGCCUGAAUUCACAAACCCCGUUCCAUCAUCAUCUCAAAGUCUACAUGAGACAACCUUUAGCACAGAAAUUGAUCUAAGCCAAAGAAAACGGCUAGUUUUGAAAUCGUCGACACGAUUACAGGUCGAAAUGCUCGGUAAAUCGUCAUUCAAAUCCGGAAUUGAUUUUAAUCGAACGAAAAUUGUCUACACCGAUCUACAAGGUGCACAAAAAAGCCUUGUUUUACUCGACUAUUUUCAUUUGUUGUAUAUCGUUACUCCGUAUGACGAAUACAAUCCACCGCCCAUGCCGGAUCGAAAUGUGUUUUACAAAAAGUAUUACGAACUUGACCAGAAUCAGUUGCACACCGCCAAAAUCAUAGGCAUUGCCGAGUCGACUGUGAUUAAAUUAAUGUCGGGACAAGCGAUUAAGCCCGAACAUGAGCGUGUCAUAAAGAAAUUUUUCAUGACAAUGGUGUUGAAUGAACUUUGGCACCUCAAACCGGUGUCUGAUGCUGCAAAUUCGUUUGGCAUUGAUCGCGGGAUUGCGCAAAAUCUCAUGGGUAUGGCUGCAAUCGAGGCAAGUUGCCUGCUCAAGUUCUGCGAGGAACUUGAAGAAUUUUGGGCAUUUCGAGAACUCUUCAAAAAUUUGUCGCAAAGACUGAGCAAUAUCUGUACAGUAGAACUAGUUCCACUAAUGCAACUGCCCUCCGUUAAAAUGGGACGUGCGAAGCAACUGUAUAAUGCCGGAUACAAGAAAAUCGAGGAUGUUGCAAGAGCAAAACCAAAAGAAUUGGUGGAUAAUAUUGAACACAUGACAAAUCGACUGGCAAAUCAGCUCGUCUCCGCAGCAAAGGUGAUGCUGUUAGAAAAACUGGAAAACUUACAGGAGGAGGCACAAGAAUGCAUGGAAGUUUACCUCAGUUAAAUACUCACAGUUUUAUACAGAAGAUGUAAAAACAUGACAAAAGAGAUUUUUUGAAUAUUUUGCUAUUGAAAAAUAUGUACAUUUUUUUAAAUAAAAAUAUAAAAUUCACAAAUUAUAGCACAGACAUACGACAUUGAGAUUGUAUACUUU